Molecule: messenger RNA, 321 nt
Organism: Acytostelium subglobosum LB1
Lineage: Eukaryota; Evosea; Eumycetozoa; Acytosteliales; Acytosteliaceae
Exons: 2
Coding region: 1-321 (106 amino acids)
Cellular component (GO): nucleus
Molecular function (GO): DNA binding
Source: RefSeq, a predicted model, not a curated record
AUGGUCGAUGUUGUAAAGAAGUAUAAUGCUGGUACCAAUCGUGUAAACCUUGGUAUUAAUGCUAGAACAAUUGAGGAAGAUGAGGAGGGAAUUAAGGUACCACAACUAAAGUCAACAGUUCCACAAGCAAUCCAAAGAGCACGUUGCAAUCUAAAGCUUACACAGAAGGAGCUCGCUGCAAAGAUUUACGAGACUCAAUCUGUUGUCAAUCACUAUGAGAAUGGUACUGCCAUCCCAUCAGUCGCAAUCCUAGCAAAGAUGGAGAAGGUACUUGGUGUCAAGCUCAGAGGCAAGGACAUUGGUCAUCCACUUGCUAUGUAA